This is a messenger RNA of Phlebotomus papatasi, 1811 nucleotides long. RefSeq lists its product as uncharacterized. Gene Ontology annotation, molecular function: protein binding; peptidyl-prolyl cis-trans isomerase activity. Lineage: Eukaryota; Metazoa; Arthropoda; Insecta; Diptera; Psychodidae. The coding region runs from base 331 to 1632 and encodes 433 amino acids. The transcript has 2 exons. The record is from RefSeq and is a predicted model, not a curated record.
UGUCUGGCUAAACGUGGAAGACUAAAGAUGAUUUACUUGAAAAAAAUUCUCAAAUCCAGUGAAAAAGAUUUUUAUUCAUAAUUUUCUCUUCAUUUUGCAUAAAAACCGUUAAAGUGAGUACUAAAUUUGCUCAAUUUAAAAAAUAAUGGUUGAAGAAAUUAUACCGCCAAAUUUUUAGUACUGAUCGGAGAGAACUCGUCUAAAAAAUCUCAUUCAAACGGAGCAAGCUAAAAGUACCGCAAACGAGAAAAGGUGUUCGAAGCCAUUGCAGUAAAGUCUGCGUGAAAACUUUGGUAUUUUGUGUGAAAAACGAUCUCUACGUUGUGAAAUAUGGAUUCUAUUGAGAGGCACUUGUUCGACGCGAUGUUCGGCUUGAAUAUUCCGCUCGGAGUGGGUAAGCCACUGUGUCCGGAGAAGCUUGAUAAGAUGCGAGGAAGGUGGCAGAGAAAAUCCAUCCUUGAAAUUCAUCUUUCAAUGUCCAUUGUGGACAUGGAAAUGAAGCCGAAAAAAUCUCUUGAUGAGAUCCGUUCGGAAAUGGAGAAUAUUGGGGGCGGAAUCUGCAAGAAAGUUAUUAGUGAGGGCUUUGGGAGUGUCACUAAGGAUAAAUCUGAGAUUACAAUUCAGUACGUCAAGUACGGUCAGAUGCUGGAUAGCGAUAAAAUUGAACUUUGUGAUUCAACGUACAUUGCACAGAAGCCGUAUACUUUUGUCCUGGGGAGCAAUUGUGGGCUUCUGCCGGGCUUUGAGAAGGCCGUACGAUCGAUGCGAAAUCAGGAGAAAGCAGAAUUUAUCAUGAGUGAGCAGAAGAAUGGCAAUCCACCGGUGACAAGGAAUGUAAUGUUUAUAAUUGAAGUGAUUCGAGUGGCUGAUGUAAUGGUGAAGCAGGACCGGGUGAGGCUUCACAACAACUACCCUCAGACCAUGAGGCUGGUUCAGGAGCUACGUGACAAGGGCAAAGAUGCCUUCACUGCACAGUUUUAUCGAGUGGCUGCCGAUAUGUACACGGAAGUCGUGAGCCUUCUGAGGAAUGUCCUCGUGCAGACCGAAACUGACAAUAAUAAGCGACUGGAGCUGCUCCUUAAAAUGUACCUCUACGCUGGAAUGACGUACAACAAGUUGGAACAGGCAGAAUUUGCCUAUCUGAUGCUAAUCAAUGCUGUGAAUUUGCUGAUGAGUGAAGCUGUUUCUGUUUCGAAUGUUCUCAUGGGCAAGAUCUAUCUGCAUGCAGCUCGAGCCAAUCGUAUGCUCAAUGAUAUCCAAGAGUCUUUUGUAUUUCUCACCAAGGCCGAAGAGUGCAUUGGUAAGGCUCCAGAAGUUCUGGAUGAAUAUAAGAAGCUCUUCCAGAUUUUCCACAAAGCUUGCGACAUGGAUGCUAUAGGAAAAAAUGUGUGCCGUGCAGUGGACAAAGGUGACGACGGUGUUGAAAACAAUCAUUCCAUGUUUGUGGCCACCUUCGAUCACAUUCUGAAGACCUUCAUGUGUGGCAAAGAUAAAUCCAAAACCGUUUACGGUCUCGAGUGCAAUGAGCACGUUCCAGCAGCCAUGAAACUAGCUGCCAAGUACAAGAAGAUCAAACUUGAGGUGAACUCAAAUGAUUCUGGCACCAUUGCCUAUUCCCUGACCAGGAAGUAAAUCAUCCUUCAACAUUACUCAAAUAGCUGAGAUUCUUUUAAUAUGUUCCCUCCAUUCUAGUUCCUUUUUUUUCCGAGAGCUUUGAAGUAUUUUUUUUUCCUCUUAAUAUUUACUAAAUGUUCUCUUGUGAAUUUACCCUCGUAAACUAAAUAAAAAAUAAAUUUGCGUUACUUAACAAA